AUGGCUUCGAGUUGGGUUGACGCUCUAUUGAGCCCCUCGCCAUUAGUCCUGGGAAUCACAGUUAUCAUCGCCCUUUUAAUCCCCAUCUUCCUGCACUCCUUCGUCUUUCGCGCCAGCGGCCUGACCACGCUCCCCUCCAUCCUGCUCAUCGGCCCAAGUGGCUCUGGCAAGACCUCCCUCCUCACUCUAUUCGAGCGCGGCACCCAAGCAGCGCAAACCCACACCUCCCAAGCCCCCAUCGCCGUCGAAUGCGACCUCCCCGUCGGCAAAACCGCCAGCUCAGCUAGAUACCGCAGCGAGCACGACCCCGCGAACCUCACGACGAAGAAAUUCCUCUUGAUCGACACGCCUGGGCAUGGGAAACUGCGACAUCAUGCGCUGGACAAUCUCACGAAUCCGCAGAAUUUGAGGGGGAUUAUCUUUUUGGUGGAUGCGGCGACGUUGUCUGCUGGUGACGAGGGAUUACGCCAGACGGCGGAUUAUCUACAUGAUAUCUUGUUGAUUCUGCAGAAGAGAAUGGAAUCGAGUUCUGGCAAGAAACCAAAGGAGAUUCCGCUGCUGGUUGCCGCGAAUAAGAUGGAUCUUUUCACCGCGUUGCCUGCGGCGUUGGUGAAGAGUAGUUUGGAGGCUGAGAUUACCAAGGUCAGGACGUCGAGGAGUAAAGGGCUUUUGGAUUCGGGGAUUGGGAUGGAAGAGGAUGGGGAGAAGGAUGAUUGGUUGGGUGAGGUUGGGAGUAAGGACUUUAAGUUUGCGCAGAUGGAGGAGUUUGAUGUGUUGGUUGAGGUUAGUGGGGGGAAUGUUGCUGGUGGUGAGCCGGUUACUGAGAAGUGGUGGAGGUGGAUUUCUGAGAGAUUGUAA
This is a messenger RNA of Glarea lozoyensis ATCC 20868, 858 nucleotides long. RefSeq names its product P-loop containing nucleoside triphosphate hydrolase. The transcript is spliced from 2 exons. Gene Ontology annotation, molecular function: ATP hydrolysis activity. The record is from RefSeq and is a predicted model, not a curated record. Lineage: Eukaryota; Fungi; Ascomycota; Leotiomycetes; Helotiales; Helotiaceae. The coding region runs from base 1 to 858 and encodes 285 amino acids.